AAAUGUACUUCAGUAGUAAUCGUGCGAUCAUUUGGUUCAUUUCGUUGAGAGUCAAGUUGACGACGGUAGCCAAACGGCACAUGUUAAUCGAGUGUUUACUAAUGCAAUAGAAAUGUGAACAACCUCCCGGCAGGUGUCAGCUGUUUACGCUUUCUAGAGCUCUUGACGGCAAGGAAAGGACGCCAGUUUUGAUUACGGUUCUGUACGACUGCUUGAAUUGGCAUUUUGUGAAUCGUUACGUGCGGAGGCAUGAUGGCGUGGAAGCUACUUGUGUUUUGUUUAGCGCUUCUCGGUAACAAGGCGAUAGUGGAGACAGCGACAAUCAUCGAUUCUGGCGAACGGGCGGUGAAAGUUCGGCUCAAUGAGGAACCCGUGAUUGGAAUUCUAGCCCAGGAGAUGUCCUACAGUUUGGCCGCCAAGUACGAGGAGGACUUCGAAAGCUACAUCGCUGCAUCCUACGUGAAGUUUAUCGAAGGUGCCGGUGCGCGGGCUGUCCCUAUUUGGAUAAACAAACCACGUUCGUAUUACGAAGGUAUCCUACCAUUGCUAAACGGGGUACUGCUCCCCGGAGGUUCAACCUGGUUCAAUCAAUCAAAUGGUUACGCCGAUGCCGGACGUCACAUCUACGACAUCGCUACGCAGCUAAACUAUGAUGGAAGCUAUUUUCCGAUUUGGGGCACAUGUCUAGGUUUCGAACUACUCACAUAUCUCGCUGUUAACGGGACCGAACAUCGUGCUCAUUGCAGUUCCAACAACCAAGGUCUGCCGCUGAAGUUCGAGAUAGACUUUCGAAAAAGUCGUAUGUUCGGAUCGGCUCCCGAUGAUGUCGUCGAAAUACUGGCCAGCGAGCCUGUCACUCCAAACUUUCACCAGUACUGUGUAACUCAGAGGAACUUCACUGCCCUUAAUUUGAGCCAUGAUUGGAGAGUGAUGUCUACAAACCAGGACUGGAACGGUCUGCAGUUUAUUUCCACCAUAGAGCACAAAACUUUGCCAUUCUACGGUAUUCAGUUCCAUCCGGAGAAGAACAUUUACGAGUGGGUCCGUAACAAAAACAUCUCGCACACUCCGGACGCUAUCAAAGCUGCCCAGUAUUUCGCGAAUUUUUUCGUCGAUGAAGCCCGCAAAAGUGACCAGCAUUUCACCAGCCAGAGCGACCUCGAUAGGCAUGUGAUCUACAAUUUCCCCGCCUAUUUUACUGGUUUGAAAAAUUCGGCGUUUGAGCAGUGCUACUUGUUCCUAGGUAAUGUUACUUAUUUGGAUGAAAUUCCACCGAUCUAUACUCCAAACCACCCGGAUGAUGACGGGGCUGAAUUGGCUGGGCACGGGAAAAAUUGCUCUUCGGCAUCAGAACAAAAAUACGUAGAAAGAAAGAAGCCAAAGUGCAGCAAACAAAAGUGCAAACAAUAAUCGAUGUGCACUGAAGUCGGCUGUGAAACAAGAAAUUUAAAUUAAUUGAAUCAAUUAUGAUAACACUGGAGCCGUGCGAUUGGGGGUACGCCCAAUCAUACUGCGAAAAAAAUAACAAUACACUGAUGCCGACCUCGAUGACUUCAUAGUAUUUUAUUUGCCUUAAUUAAAGCAUAUCA
Molecule: messenger RNA, 1589 nt
Organism: Wyeomyia smithii (pitcher-plant mosquito)
Lineage: Eukaryota; Metazoa; Arthropoda; Insecta; Diptera; Culicidae
Product: gamma-glutamyl hydrolase-like
Exons: 5
Coding region: 250-1410 (386 amino acids)
Biological process (GO): tetrahydrofolylpolyglutamate metabolic process
Cellular component (GO): vacuole
Molecular function (GO): gamma-glutamyl-peptidase activity
Source: RefSeq, a predicted model, not a curated record